AUGCCGUUGGUUGAGUCUGUGGAGACAUUACCGCCUGGUGCUGCCAUUGCUGCUGAGCCGCCCACCAUUGAUCCCAUCAACGGCACUUACAAAGGCGAAGUCGCUGUGACGAUUACCCGCAAUCAACGCCAUGCAUACACUUAUUACACUUUAGACAAUUCCACACCAACCGAACGCAGUGAACAUUUUGUGGAUGGAGCCGAACUUGUAUUAAAUACACCCGGUAUACAUAUCGUAAAGGCCAUCACGUAUUCUAAAUAUAUCGUAGAUGAGGAUGUAUUUCCACCAAGUAGUGUGAGUGUGGCUAUUUAUAAUAUCACACCUGCGGCGAUUGCCCCACCCGUCGCUUUUCCCUCCACAAUUGGCGAAAUAAGAAGAGGACGAACUGUUAUUACACUUUCAUAUAAUGUUAAUACCACCAAUACACGAGAUUUGGGUAUUCUCUAUCUUGUGAGUUAUUUACCAACACUCUCCACGGCUGGAACGCGUGGGGCCCUUCCACCCGCACCUGUCAAUCAAACAUGGACACUUUAUAAAAAAGGCAUUGUGAUUGAAAAGCCCGGAACACAUAUUGUGCGAGCACGUGUAUUUAAUGCCGCUGUGAAUCCAAAUGAAUUUAGUCCUCGUGCUCGUUUUGUCUAUCGACUGCGGCCACCAUUAAUGUAUGAUGUGAGUACGGAGUGCUGUAAUGAUUCCCAACAACCGGUGCUUGGACAAGUCUUUACAGUGUGGGUCACAAAUGCCAUUUCGCCAAUAUCACUUUUUCUUAGUUUAUCCUCAAAGGGAUGUGAGACAAAACGACAUAUUCUGGAUGAUACGGAAAUACGUACAUCAGGAUUACGUGAAGUGGCUUUUCAAUUUAUAACAUACACAGAAGCACAACCAAGAGUGUUUGUCUGUGUAAAGGAAGAGAAUUCGAAGGAAUAUGUAGUCGUUCCAAGACAGUUAUUAUCAGAUGAAGUAGUGAAUAAUAAUAAUAAUAAUAAUAAUAAUAAUAAUAAUAAUAAUAAUAAUAAUAAUAAUAAUACUAGUACAGUAGAUGGUUAUUCCUUCUCUGUGAUAGCCGGUGUUAAUGGUAGUAAUGUCAGUCAGCCCAGACGCCGUAUAGAACGAAGGAAUGAAAUAGAGACGGAUAUGCCGUCUGCUGAUGAAUGGCGUAGUAAUACGGAAUCAGGAGUUUUAUGGAUUGGUUUCUUUGUUGGUAGUUUAUCUCUUUUUCUCUUCUGUCUAUACAUGCGGGGAACGAGUCCCGUAACGCACAGAUGGGGUGAACGUCGUCCUUCACGUACGGCUUUGCAUAGUAAUGCUUUGGAAGAACUCGAUAGUGGAGGAGAUAACGACAUGGAAGAACUCGUACCACGAUAG
Messenger RNA from Trypanosoma theileri, 1365 nucleotides. RefSeq lists its product as uncharacterized. The transcript has a single exon. Lineage: Eukaryota; Euglenozoa; Kinetoplastea; Trypanosomatida; Trypanosomatidae. The coding region runs from base 1 to 1365 and encodes 454 amino acids. The record is from RefSeq and is a predicted model, not a curated record.